Prunus persica (peach) is the source of this 1301-nucleotide messenger RNA. Its product is annotated as dolichol-phosphate mannosyltransferase subunit 1. Gene Ontology annotation, cellular component: endoplasmic reticulum membrane. Gene Ontology annotation, molecular function: dolichyl-phosphate beta-D-mannosyltransferase activity. NCBI's taxonomy places the organism in Eukaryota, Viridiplantae, Streptophyta, Magnoliopsida, Rosales, Rosaceae. Bases 87 to 800 code for a protein of 237 amino acids. The record is from RefSeq and is a predicted model, not a curated record. The transcript has 9 exons. Gene Ontology annotation, biological process: GPI anchor biosynthetic process; protein O-linked glycosylation via mannose.
GUGAUUCUUUGACUAAUUUAUGAACCAUUUUGAUCCCAUAUGCAUAGAUUGCUGAUGAAUUAGAACGAGUGAAUGAGAAAUUGAGAAUGGAGAAGAACAAGUACAGCAUCAUAGUCCCAACCUAUAACGAACGCCUCAACAUUGCCCUCCUCGUCUACCUCAUCUUCAAGCAUCUCCGGGACGUUGACUUUGAGAUAAUCAUCGUUGACGAUGGAAGCCCGGAUGGUACUCAGCAGGUUGUUGAGCAAUUGCAGCAACUCUAUGGUGAAGAUCGGAUUCUGUUGAGAGCUAGAGCUAAGAAGCUUGGAUUAGGAACGGCUUACAUUCAUGGUUUGAAGCAUGCGUCUGGGAAUUUUGUUGUGAUCAUGGACGCGGAUUUAUCACACCAUCCAAAGUAUUUGCCAAGCUUCAUCAAGAAACAGUUGGAAACUGGUGCAAGUAUAGUUACUGGAACUCGUUAUGUCAAAGGUGGGGGUGUACAUGGGUGGAAUCUUAUGCGCAAAUUAACAAGUAGAGGAGCCAAUGUUCUGGCACAAACACUUCUAUGGCCUGGUGUAUCAGAUUUGACCGGAUCUUUUCGGCUUUACAGGAAAUCAGUGCUUGAAGAUAUCAUCAGUUCCUGUGUCAGCAAGGGCUAUGUCUUUCAGAUGGAGAUGAUAGUUCGAGCUUCUAGAAAAGGCUACCAUAUUGAAGAGGUUCCAAUCAGCUUUGUUGAUAGGGUAUAUGGAAUUUCAAAGCUUGGAGGAUCUGAAAUUGUUGAAUAUCUGAAAGGCCUUGCCUAUCUUCUCGUUACAACGUGAGAUCCGUAAAUUACAACACACAAAUAAUUUGUAAACGUUUUAAAGGAAACUGGUGCAAGUAUAGUUACUGGAACUCGUUAUGUCAAAGGUGGGGGUGUUACUUAUGCGCAAACUAACAAGUAGAGGAGCCAACGUUCUGUCACAAACACUUCUAUGGCCUGGUGUAUCAGAUUUGACUGGAUCGUUUUGGUACAUGAAAUAUGCUUUCACCUGAUCUAGUCCUUUAAUUUCCAGCCAUAAUAAUGCUGAUCGCAUCACAGGGAAGAGGAGAGAUUACAGUGAAAGCUUGAUAGACUUGAUUGGCAAGAUAGGGCUACGAGAUGAGUUGAUGAAGAGAGUGAGCAGUCGACACAAGCAAUCUUUGUAGUUGGGUUGGUUGAGAAAUAUAUUUGGCAUGACUCUAACUGUGCCUCCUACCUCAUUGCCAUAUUGAUGGAUCCUGUUAUUUUUGUAAGGUAGAUAAUGGAUAUUUUAAUAUUUAUAUAUUCACAAAAUUUUGUA